This is a messenger RNA of Canis lupus familiaris (dog), 2004 nucleotides long. RefSeq names its product potassium two pore domain channel subfamily K member 4 (gene KCNK4). Gene Ontology annotation, molecular function: potassium ion leak channel activity. The coding region runs from base 201 to 1502 and encodes 433 amino acids. Gene Ontology annotation, biological process: stabilization of membrane potential; potassium ion transmembrane transport. The record is from RefSeq and is a predicted model, not a curated record. The transcript has 7 exons. Lineage: Eukaryota; Metazoa; Chordata; Mammalia; Carnivora; Canidae. Gene Ontology annotation, cellular component: membrane.
UUUGGGGGAGAGAGCAGGGUUUGAAGAAGCAAGUGGGAACACAGAGGAGAGCAGUGCCAAGGCCUGCCUGAGCCCUAGUUGUUCAGGCUGUGGGGGAGUGCUGGCUGCUGGCACUAGCUCCACGUCGGGAUGGCUACGGAGUGGACCUGGGAGAUGCCGGGAGAUUAGCGCGGCGCCUGACCGGGGAGGUGAGCCGGCAGAUGUCCUGGCCGGGGCCGCGCCGCUGGCCACGCUGGCCGGCCGGCGGGGCAGAAGCAGGACUCGGGGCUGAGACUCCAGGCCGGACCCGGCGGCGACCCGCCUCGGGCUCCUCUGCCCCCCACCUGCCGAGACCGGACGGAAUUUGGGGGCUGGGCGGCCGCAGUGACCGCUGCUCCCCAGGAGCCCCCUGCCCGGCCUCCCCAGGCAGGCGGAGGGAUUGGCCGGGCCCCUGGGCGCGCCAUGCGCAGCACCACACUCCUGGCACUGCUGGCGCUGGUCCUACUCUACUUGGUGUCUGGUGCCCUGGUGUUCCAGGCCCUGGAGCAGCCCCACGAGCAGCAGGCCCAGAGGGAGCUGGGGGAGGUCCGAGAAAAGUUCCUGAGGGCCCAUCCGUGUGUGAGCGACCAGGACCUGGGGAGCUUCAUCAAGGCUACGGCAACGCGGCCCUGCGCACGGAUGCUGGGCGCCUCUUCUGCAUCUUUUAUGCGCUGGUGGGGAUCCCGCUGUUCGGGAUCCUGCUGGCAGGGGUCGGGGACCGGCUGGGCUCCUCUCUGCGCCGUGGCAUCGGUCACAUCGAAGCCAUCUUCCUGAAGUGGCAUGUGCCACCGGAGCUGGUGCGAAUACUAUCCGCGGUGCUCUUCCUGCUCAUCGGCUGCCUGCUCUUUGUUCUCACGCCCACGUUCGUGUUCUGCUACGUGGAGGGCUGGAGCAAGCUGGAGGCCAUCUACUUCGUCGUAGUGACGCUCACCACGGUGGGCUUCGGGGACUAUGUGGCCGGCGCCAGCCCCAACCAGGGCAAUGCAGCCUACCAGCCGCUGGUGUGGUUCUGGAUCCUGCUCGGCCUGGCCUACUUCGCCUCUGUACUCACCACCAUCGGGAACUGGCUGCGAGUAGUGUCCCGCCGCACUCGGGCAGAGAUGGGCGGCCUCACAGCGCAGGCCGCCAGCUGGACCGGCACGGUGACGGCGCGGGUGACCCAGCGAGUCGGGCCCACGGCGCCACCGCCGCUGGAGAAGGAGCGGCCGUUCCUGCCUCCACCGCCGCGCUCGGCGCCGCCCGCCGGCAGGCCCCCGUCCCCGCUCCCCGUGAAGGCCGAGCCGCCCUCGCCGUCCUCCCCGUCCACCCCGCCCUCGGCCUCCGCGCUGGAUUACCCCAGCGAGAACCUGGCCUUCAUCGACGAGUCCUCCGACACGCAGAGCGAGCGCGGCUGCGCGCUGCCCCGCGCGCCACGGGGCCGCCGCCGCCCCCCCAACCCUCCCCGGAAGCCCGUGCGGCCGCGGGAGAAAGGCGGACCGGUGUAGGGGCGGGCCCCCCGGCCUGGGCCUCUCCAGGGGCUCGGCUCUCGCGCUCUCCCCGGCAUGCUCUGUUUGUUUGACCAAAGAGGCCUCGGGACCGCACCGAGGCCUGGGGAGGAGGCUGCGGGUUGCCACUCCCCGCCCCGGCCCUCUCCUCACUUCAUCCGUUUGCAGACCCCAUGGCUUUCUGUCUCGCUGUUCGGCUGGGCCCGUCCCCCACACCUCACGACUGUGCCUCAAAAGCCUGCAUCAAUAAACGAAAAACAGUUUGCACCGCUGCGGGCGUGCGCGCUCCGGGGACGCGAGGGGCUGUGGGAGUGCUUGCGUCGGCUCGGGCCACCUCCGGGACAAUCCCGGCCUCGUGUGACCCCCGAGCCGAGCCCCCCACCUCCCCCACUCCCCACGGCUUGGGCCCCUGUCUCUGCCGGAGGCUACCAGGCAGGGUCGGGAAUAGGAACGUGCCAAGGUGGGCGGCGAGUCUGCGACCUCAGCACGGACUCGGGGAGGC